AUGGAGAAGCUAACAAAGUUUAGAGAUGAUAUCAAAGAGAAUGUGGAACGAUAUGAGAAAAAAAGCUAUAAAGCAAAACCAGAUGUUAUCUGGUGGAUCGAAGAUGUUCACAAGCUGGAGAAUGAAUGGGAAACUAUGCAAGAAAACAUUGCAGCGGCAAAGAAGCUUACAUAUAAGUGUUGUCCAAAGUGCAUUCUUGGCUCGGAAGUCUCCACUCAAGCACGGAUUGUGCAAGAUCAACUUUUCAGGCUUAUAGAGGUCAGAAAAAACUUUGGAUCCAACUUGGUGGUAGAAAAUUACCAGAUGAAAGAAGUUGAGUUCAUGCCGGGAUCAUUGAUAGAAGGCCAGUCAGCAGCAACAAAAAAUCUCCACAAAAUCCUACAACUAUUAGAAGAUGAUAAGGUAUGCAUCAUCGGUGUGUGGGGUACAGGAGGUGUUGGGAAAACAACAUUGGUGAAUAAUCUGAACAAUGAGCUCUUAAAGAAUGAUGUAUCAAGUUUUAAACUGUCUUUUGGUAUUGUGUUAUGGGUUACAGUGCCCAAACCGCCAAUAGACAUAAGAAAGGUUCAAACACAAAUUGCCAGCAAAUUAAACCUAAAGAUAGACAGCGAGGGAAAUGUUAAAAGUAUUGCCAGCAAAAUCUAUCGAAGACUCGAACAAGAAAAGAGUUUCCUUCUCAUACUAGAUGAUGUGUGGGAACCUAUAAAUUUAGAUGAUGUAGGUGUGCCUCAACUGGAAGAUCCCGCAAGAAGCAAGGUCAUUAUAACUUCUCGUUCUUUGGAUGCUUGUAAGCAGAUGAAAAUAGACACCGAAAUGAAGGUGUACACAUUGGAUGAGGAUGAAUCUUGGAAACUGUUUAUCAAAAAUGCAGGAGACAAUGCCAAUCUAGAGCAUAUUCAACCAUUGGCAAAGGAAAUUGCAAGAGAGUGUGAUGGUUUACCUUUAGCAGUCACUGUUAUUGGAGCAUCUAUGAGAGGGAAAACAAGGGUCGAGCUCUGGGAGGAUGCUUUGAAAUCACUUAGAAUGUCUGAACCUCAUAACAAAGAUGUAAAAGAUAAGGUUUACAAGGUCAUCAAGUGGAGUUUUGAUUCUUUAGAAUCUCAGGAUAUUGAAUUGUCCUCAGAGCAAAGAAGCAAUCAUGUGAAGAAAAAGAGAGGUGACAUUCAAAGUUGUUUCUUGUAUUGCUCCUUAUAUCCCGUGUCCAUUUCAACAGAUGAACUCAUAAGUUGCUGGUGGGCAGAGGAAUUCCUUGGCGAACAUGACACAUACGAAGAAGUCUACAAUAGGGGAAUCACAAUGAUUGAGAGUCUAAAGGAUGCCUGCUUGCUAGAAACCCAUAAUUUGGAUUCUGUGAAGAUGCACGACUUGGUUCGUGAUGUUGCUAUAUGGAUAGCUAAAUCCUUUGGGGUUGAACACAAUUCUGUUUUUCAAGAUGGAAUUGGGAUAUCAUCUUCUGUCAAGAGAAUAUCUUUCGUAAGCAACAAAAUUCAACGUCUACCUGAUAACGUCACGGAAUGCCCAGAGACAACAACUUUACUAUUGCAAGAUAACAAUCGCCUUUUGGAAAUUCCUCAUGAAUUCUUUUUGGCAUUUCCAGCCUUAAGAGUUCUGAAUCUGAGUGAAACUGGCAUCACAUCACUGCCUUCUUCCAUCAAUAGUUUAUAUCAACUACAUGCUCUAAUACUAAAAAAUUGCCAUUGGUUGACAGAGUUACCACCUAUUAAUAAUCUUUGCAAUUUGCUAUUGCUCGAUUGUGAUAAUACAAGGUUACAUCAUCUGCCGCAAGGAAUGAACAAGUUGACAAAUCUACGGCUAUUAAAUCUUCCUGCAACUGAUUUGGAGGGCAUCGGACGAGAAUUUUUCCUCAACUUGUCUAGCAUUGAAAUGUUAAAUAUGAUGGAGAGUAAAAUGAUGCACCCUUCCACCAAAUUUGGAGUGACUCUUCUUGGAGUAACUUCUUUCGAUGAGAUAUCAUCUUUACACAAUCUAACUUCGCUUUUUAUUAGAUUGGAUAGCUCGUCAAUUUUCAAUAGAGACCACACCUGGAUGAGUAGAUUGAAAAGAUUUCGCAUUGAAGUUGGAGAAACUCCAUUUCAUGUACCAUUCAACAAGUCAGCAAGGACGAUAUGCAUCUCGGGGAGUGAUAUUUUUCGUUACGGAAAGCUCUCAGGCAUGUUGCAGUUUGCUUCACAUUUGUACUUGCAAAGUUGCUUGGGUCUCAGGAAGUUGUUUGUGUACAACAGUUUCGAUGGAUUAAAAUCACUCUACAUUAGGAGUUGUUCUUGUUCUUUCAAUCCAGCAGAAGAAGGAAGUGGAACAUUUGACCCUUUGCCUAAUCUGGAAUAUCUCAACCUCGAAUUUGUAUAUCGUUUAAAGAGUUUUUCGGAUUUCAGUCAACUUCUCGCGUUGGUGACGCUUUUUCUAUACCCAAGCACUUGGAAGAAAUUACAAUUACCUCUUGUAAACAGCUGGUAG
Solanum tuberosum (potato) is the source of this 2475-nucleotide messenger RNA. Its product is annotated as disease resistance protein At4g27190-like. The coding region runs from base 1 to 2475 and encodes 824 amino acids. Lineage: Eukaryota; Viridiplantae; Streptophyta; Magnoliopsida; Solanales; Solanaceae. The transcript has 3 exons. The record is from RefSeq and is a predicted model, not a curated record. Gene Ontology annotation, molecular function: ADP binding.